This is a messenger RNA of Emericellopsis atlantica, 2045 nucleotides long. RefSeq names its product Alpha/Beta hydrolase protein. The record is from RefSeq and is a predicted model, not a curated record. The coding region runs from base 214 to 1821 and encodes 535 amino acids. The transcript has a single exon. NCBI's taxonomy places the organism in Eukaryota, Fungi, Ascomycota, Sordariomycetes, Hypocreales, Bionectriaceae.
GGUCCCGAUUCCGAGCCCCAAUGCCCGAUACAUUUGCCGACUCCCACAUGCGGGGUUUCGGUUCCCGAGACUUGGAUAAACGUUCAACCCCAUUUUCAAGAUUGAAUCUUCGUCAUCCGCUCUCACUCAUUCGAAUUUAUCUUUCAUUUGUUGCACUUCGAUUUUCGUAUCCUUCACCAAUUGCGCCUCGCACAUUGCGACAUCCUCUUCAUCAUGCCGACGCCUGGACUGCUCCAGGCACUCAUGCAUCCCAAGCCCACCUUGGAACCCCCAGUCUUCGAUGAAUGGUACCAGAACGAGCACGGCCCGACGCGUGUUCGCAUGCCAGACAUCUUCGGCAACGGUCUUCGCUAUCGCGCGCUCGAUGACCGCGAGCCCAAGUUUGCUGCUAUCUACGACGUCAAGGACAUUCACGACCUAGAGACGGACCGGUACCUCACUCUGAGAGCCAACAGAUCUAAGCGCGAGGCGAGCGUCGUUGCGCAAAUCCAUAUCACGAGGGGCUUCUGGGACUUGAUUCACGAGAAAAGCGCAGACGGGUUUAAGGCACCAGAAGACACGACCGACCAGGACGCUCUUGGUCGCGUGUUACUUGCUGUCGAUCUCACACCCAACGAGGAUCCCCAGGCAAAGGGGGAACUCCAGAAGUGGUACGAAGAGGAGCACGUCAACAUGCUAGCCAAAAUCCCCGGGUGGCUGCGCUCGCGCAUGUACAAGACGUCCGUCAUCGAAGACGGCAAGGCUACCUUCAAGUUCCUCGGUCUGCACGAAUUCGCCAAAAGCCAUGGCAUUGGAGGCCCGGAGACACAAGCGGCGCUCGCGACGCCUAGAGCUCGCGAAGUCAUGAGCAAGUAUGCCGCGUCAAGCGACAGGCGAAUGUACGAGCUGUUUUACGUGUUUGGCUCUGGCGCGCGGGACCUGGAGAAUCUGUCCAAGUUGCCAUCCGAUGCGGCUUUUGUCUCUACAGAUGAGCGCACGAGGACUCUGGUUGCCACUGGCCCGGUGAUUGAGUCGUAUGUCCCUAUGUCGGAUGGUCUAGACCUUCCGUACCGUUUGGAGGGAAACAAAGCCACCGAUGCACCGACCGUGGCGUUCUGCAACUCUCUCCUCACAGACCUGCACAUGUGGGAUCCUUUGAUUGAGCUACUCAAGAAAGAGAGGCCAGACCUGCGGAUCCUGCGCUAUGAUGUGCGUGGGCGACAUGCCAUCCCGCAGCCACCCAAGGCAGCCACCCUCGACACCGUCACAGCCGAUCUCCACGCCCUGCUCGAUGGGCUGCGGAUCCCCAAGCCCGAAGCUUUGGUGGGUGUUUCCAUGGGCGGCGCGACAACCCUGAGCUUUGCUAUCCAGCACCCCGACCGUCUGAAGAAGUUUGUUGCGUGCGACUUUAACGUCACGUCCAGCGCAGCAAACACGCAAGCGUGGAAAGACAGAAUCGCCGUGGCAGAGGAAGACAACGGUCAGGGCAUCAAAAAGCUCGCUGAGCAGACUGUCGCGCGCUGGUUCCAUCCAGACACCAAGCCGGAGAUCAAGGGUUGGAUGGUGGACAUGGUGGCUAGAAAUGACGUGCAGGGCUUUGCGAAUAGUUGCACCGCGCUCUGGGACUAUGAUUUGAAGCCGAAUAUGGGUGCUUGCACGGCCCCUGGAUUAUUCGUCGUGGGGGAGGUGGAUGGCAAAGGGGCUCUGGUCAAGGCCAUGGAUGGGUUUAAGGGUGAACUGGGCGGUCAUGGGGCGGAGUUGAAGGUCGUGUCGGGUGCUGGACACUUGCCCAUGUGUGAGCAGCCGCAAGGGUUCUGGGACGCGAUUCGCGAGUUUCUGUAGGUCAAUCCGAAAUACGUACUCAGAGUGGCAGUGUGAACCUACAGUGUUUCAGACUGGACGCAAGUAUGCGGAAGUCGAGUCCGUUUCCCCGGUCGCGUUCAAGCCAACGUCACGUUUAUAUGCAUGUUGGCUGCCCCUUACUUCACGGCACAGCAAUCACCUCAUGCGAGCAAAUGAUCCUAUGUUCAGCCAACAUUCAUCGCCUGAUUCCAUCACCAGCAGCA